AUGGAGACAAAUCAAGAAAUCAUACUUCUUAAAGAGUCUUUUUUAGAAUUUAUCAGCAAAGUGUUACCAAUUUUACCAGGAUAGGUAUUGGAAUUAUUUAACUCUAAAUGGAUUCCCUUAAAAAAAUUACUAUCUGAUCCAUAGAAAAAUGCUAGUGAGAUAUUCAUUCUAGUUUCAUCAAUGUCUUAGCUUAAAAAAAGCAAUUCUUCUUUUAUUUCAACCAAUUCCCCAAAUUCUGAUUGUAGCAUCUAAAAUAAAUAGAUAGUAGUUGGUUAGUCAGUCAAGAGCAAAGAAUUAAUAGAUUUAAAAAAAGAAAUAACAAAAGUAAAAGAAUAAGCAAAUCCUUUGUAUUAUAAGGAAUUAAAAAUUGGUAUUAAUAUCUUAUAGAGUCAACAUUAGAAAUAAACAAGAACUUUUUCCUCAACACACCAAGAGCAAGACCAACUUCUUAAUAGGAUUUAGAAUGCACUAGCAAUAUAUAAGGAUAUGAAGAAGAUAUUAAAGCAAAAAUUCUUAGAGAUGAUAUCAAAUGUAAAUUGUUAGUUUAUUAUCUUUCAAUUUAGUUUUGAAUGAAUUAAGAAAUGCUACACCUGAAAAGAGAAUUCCAGUAAGUAUUACCUUAAAUCUGGACUCUAAGAUUUAAAAUGCUAUUUUAUAAUUUAAGAAAAAUAAUUCAAUUCUAAAGACUGUUCACGAAAGAAGCUCAGAAGUUACAACACCUUAGAGUCCAAAAAAUAUUAAUUAUGAAUCCCCUCUAAUUUAUUUACAGAAACCUAUGUAUUAAUACAUUCAAAAUCCAAUCAUAAAAGAAUAAAUAAAUAAUGGAGGAUUAAAAGGAUAUAGCAUUUAUUCAAAAAAUGGUAUUGUUUAACCUAUUUAAUUUGAUAAUCAAUUUCAAAUGAUAGUGCAGCAAUAUAAAAAUAAUUUCAUCUAUAAAAAGUUAUAUUUUUGA
This is a messenger RNA of Paramecium sonneborni, 952 nucleotides long. Lineage: Eukaryota; Ciliophora; Oligohymenophorea; Peniculida; Parameciidae. The record is from the annotation of a GenBank genome assembly.